Messenger RNA from Papaver somniferum (opium poppy), 708 nucleotides. RefSeq names its product non-structural maintenance of chromosomes element 4 homolog B-like. The transcript has a single exon. Gene Ontology annotation, biological process: DNA repair. The record is from RefSeq and is a predicted model, not a curated record. Bases 1 to 708 code for a protein of 235 amino acids. Gene Ontology annotation, cellular component: Smc5-Smc6 complex; nucleus. Lineage: Eukaryota; Viridiplantae; Streptophyta; Magnoliopsida; Ranunculales; Papaveraceae.
AUGGAGAAAAGAAAUUCUAAGGCUUUUAGCAAAGAAGAGUAUGAACUUUGGGUAGAAACUAGGAAGCAGAAGAACAAAGAUUUCUUGCCAACUUACGAAGCUGUACAGACCCUUAUUCAAGAAGAGAGUACAACCAUUGAUAACUUCAAGCAGAUUCUUGAUGAGGUUGAACGAUUGCAUGAGUUGGCUGCUACUGCAACAGAACAGGUACUCGACGCCAAAGCUCUCUCGGAUUUUGUUAAUAAACUUUUAGUGUCGAUUAAAUCUUCCGGAAAUAAAGAAAUUAGUCCUGCUUCCUUUAUUACUGGUUUGCUUACAAAGUAUGGAGAUAAAAAUGGUUCAAAACCAUUCAACUGGAGUGCUCUUGGGGAGAAUGUGGUUGGUAUUUGUAAUAAUGUCUCUAGAUCUUGCUGCACUAUGGUUGGACCUAUGGAUGUUGAGAUGAAAACUAAGAAAGUGGUUUCAGCAAAACGUAAGAGAUCUGCUGCUGAUGUUGAGCACCCAGAAGAAUUGAAAAAUGCUGCAACAGAAGAGGACUCAGCAACAGACAAAAAUGUUGCUACAAUGUUCAACAUUAUGAAGAGCAGGAAGAAACCUGAAAAGGUUGAAAACCUUAUAAUGAAUAAAGAUUCUUAUGCACAAACAGGAGAAAAUCUGUUUGCUCUUUUCAUUUCUGGUGAAAGAUGGGAGAGCGGAAGUGAAAUUUGA